This is a messenger RNA of Trichomycterus rosablanca, 1140 nucleotides long. It is a transcript of the gene npy2r, whose product is annotated as neuropeptide Y receptor Y2. The coding region runs from base 1 to 1140 and encodes 379 amino acids. NCBI's taxonomy places the organism in Eukaryota, Metazoa, Chordata, Actinopteri, Siluriformes, Trichomycteridae. Gene Ontology annotation, biological process: G protein-coupled receptor signaling pathway. The transcript has a single exon. Gene Ontology annotation, cellular component: neuron projection; plasma membrane. The record is from RefSeq and is a predicted model, not a curated record. Gene Ontology annotation, molecular function: neuropeptide Y receptor activity; neuropeptide binding.
AUGCCAGGCAGCAUGGAUAUAAACGGUCAGGAGAACGUGACGGGAGAAGACGCGGGCGUGUCCUCGUUCUGGAACUGCUGUACGUCGCUGGACGUGCCGGACGACGGCGCUCUGUUAGAAGGUCUGGAGGACAGCACUAAGCUGGUCUGCGUUCAGGUCAUCCUCAUUUUAGCCUACAGCACCAUCAUCGUGUCCGGGGUGACCGGAAACUCUCUGGUCAUCUUCGUGGUGUACAAGUUCCGCAACCUGCGGACGGUCACCAACUUUUUCAUCGCUAAUCUGGCGGUGGCGGACCUGCUGGUGAACGCGCUGUGUUUGCCGUUCACGCUGAUGUCGACGCUGUACGGCGAGUGGAAGUUCGGGCAGGCGAUGUGCUACCUGCUGCCGUACGCUCAGGGCCUGGCGGUCCACGUCUCCACCAUUACGCUAAACGUGAUAGCGCUGGAUCGCUACCGCAGCAUCGUACAUCACACCGAAUCCAAGAUGUCCAAAGAUGUCUCCGCGGUGGUCGUCGCCAUCACGUGGUUGACCAGCGCCGUCCUGGCGAGUCCGUUAGCGAUCUUCCGCGAGUACGUGGUGUUCGACCUGACGCCGGAGCACAGCAUCCAGGGCUGCGUUGAGAAGUGGCCCGGCAGCAGCGCGGACGGCACGGUGUACAGCGUGGCUACGUUCCUCCUGCAGUACGGGCUUCCUCUCUCCGUCAUCUCGUUCGCCUACGCCGGGAUCUGGAGCAAGCUCAGGAAGCACGUCAGCCCCGGCGGGGGUCGCAGCGAGCGGCACAAGCGCCGCCGGAAGACCACGAAGAUGCUGGCGGCGGUGGUGGUGGUGUUCGCUGUCAGCUGGCUGCCGUUCCACGCCUUCCAGCUGGCCGUGGAUAUCGACAGCAGCGUCCUGGACAUGAAGGACUUCAAGCUGCUCUACACUGCGUUCCACAUCGUGGCCAUGUGCUCCACCUUCGUCAACCCCAUCCUCUACGGCUGGAUGAAUCGGAACUACCGGGCGGCGUUUGCGGCCGUCUUUAAGUGCGCGCCCGUCGAGGGCUGGUUGAGGAGGGUGAACAGCAAUAACGCGGCGCGGGAAAAAACGGUACGGCAUCAGUGUGCCAUUCCAGCGCUGACGCAGGCCAGCACGAACCUCUAA